AUGACACGUGUGCCCGGCGUGCUGUGCCGGGGCUACGCCCCAAGCACAGGGCGGCCAUCCUCCCCGUGCCGGCCACAGGCAGGCUGCCGAGGCAGCUCUCACCCGGCCGGCGCGAGCCCGGUCCCGUCCAGCCAGCAGCACACCCGCACCCAGGCCCAGCAGGAGCAGGGUCCCACCGGGACCGGUGACACCGGCGGUGGCAGGGACGCUGCGCACGGGCGGCAGCGCCGCACCCCAGACCUGCCCCGGAGCGGGAGACGCUUCCCCCGGGAUAAGCCCCCGGUGCAGCUCGGAGAAGCUCCCCCACCCCGGCGCGGGCCGGAGCACUCCACCUCCUCCACCCGGAGCUCCUGCCACCGAAACCGGCGGGUGUCGGUGUCCAAAACCGCCCUCCCCCGCCCCGCGGCCGCAGGUAGGGGAGGGCGGCGCCGGGAUGGAGGGACCGCGGGGGGGAACGCGGCCGGCGCCCCCCUGGCUCCCACGCCCCAGGGGCUGCAUGUCACCUCCCUCGGGGGAGCACCGAGAGCCCCGGCCGAUCCCGGGUCCUUGCCGCGGACCACCCCCCCCGGCCCCGGGGGCUCCCCGCGCCGGUGCCGCCACCACCCCGCCCCAUCGGGAGAGCACCGGGCGUCCCACUCCGCCUACGGAAGGGGCGCCCCCGGGCCCACGCAGGGCCCUCCACCCGCCGCCGGCACGGCGGGCCCGCUCCCGGCACACGUGGUGCCGCCGCCGCCGCUGGAGCCGCCCCGGCCUCCACGUGUCACGGCACGGCCCGCCGCCUCCCGACGGCCACGGCGGCCACCGCCCCGCCCCGCCCCGCGCGGGGCAGGCCGGGAGCGCACCCCUUCGCCGCCGGCGGCGCGCCAAAGGGCGGACGCCGGCCUGCGGGGACGCCCGGCCGCCGAGGGGGGGCGGGCGGCCAUCUUGAGGGCGGGCAGGCCCUCGAGCUUCGCCGCCAUCUUUGCGGCGGGCGAGGGCGAGGAGGGCCGGCCCCGCCCUGCGCCGCGCGCUCUCCGGAGCUGGCACGUGGAAAAUGGCCUGGAGGAUGCAAGGGAUGGGAGGAAACCAAACUCGACUCAUUUGACACAGCUGCGGUCCAGCCCGGCUCCCCCAGGAGGGGCAGAGGAUGCUGACAGCAGGAUCGUCUCGGAGGGUGCAGGGAUGUGCUCGCAGCAGCACAAAUGCAGUGUGGACAUGCUGCAACAAACAGGCUUUUGUCUAGGGGAGCCUCUCCCCUCCUCCUCCAACAAGCCUGUAGCACCUUCCAAGCCUCUCAUGGACACCCUUGUCUGGCCAAAAUGCCAGCCUAGCAGCAGCCAGGCAGCUGGGUCCUCCUCCAGGGCCAUGGACCCACAUGUGAGCACCAAAGAGCACCCGCUGGGUCAUGCACACAUUGGACCCUGCAGCAUCCAUUCCCUCACACAGGGAGCUGAUCCCAAGGCCGACCCCUCACAGAGCAAGCCUAGCCUGAUGCGAGUCCUGCACGCGGGACCAUAUCCCCUGCACAUGGGGUCCCUGGGGUGCGACCAGAGGGCAGCAGGCGUGCAGGGUCCUGCAGAGCUGCGUGGGGCCGGAGGAGGAUCCCUCGUGGGGCUCAUGCCCCCAGGGAGACCCUGUCUGGAUGGCACUCUGCUCCUUCUGCCCUGGCAUGUCUCCGGCCUCAGUGCUGGGAAGGUGGAGGGAUGUGGUCACGUCCCUGCGCGGCACAGGGUGCAGCAUGGAUCCGAGCAGCUCCCCUGCCUCCUGCCUGGCAGCCCCUGCCACCUCCGCACAAGGUGCGGCAAGCGCCAGCCACGACCACCCCGACCGUGCAACACGCUGCUGCAAACCCUCUUUCCUUCCUGCCCCCCCCGGCUCUGCGGCUGCCUGGCCCCUUCCCCCCCACUCGCCCUCCUCCAGCCUCCGCCGGGGCUGGCAGCCACCACGGUGCCCCCGGCUGGGGGACUGGCAAGGUCCCAAACAGCACCAGCCUUGCGCAGCGCCACGCCGAACAGCCGUGGCGUCCGCCUCUUGUUGCCCCGGCCUCCCGGCUGGAAAUCGCCACCGGCUGCCCCGGGAUCCGGAUCUUGGCCACGCGCCGUUGGGCUCUGGGCUUGGACGGGUGGGUUCGUCUGCUCCCCUGGGUGCCCCCGCACUCGUCCCUCCACCUUCUCCCUGGUUCUUCCUCCGCCCCGGGGGAAGGGCAGCCUGGGCCGGGAGCCGCAGCCUGAGGCCUCCGCAGGGCCCCGGUUAGAGGCAGCGAGCUCCCCCGCGGCCGGAGGGAGCCUGCAGCCGAGGCUCAGCCCCCCGCCACCUCCCCGGGGAGAACAAGCCCCCACGGGUUACACAGUUACACAGCCCGUGGCCCUGACAGCCCUCACCCACGGGUGUUUUGUGGGCAGCGCUCCCUCCGUGGGGUCCCCUCCUCCGACGGCUGCAGACCCCGGGGGGGGGAAGCGCCAAGGGCCCGGGCGCCUCCUCAGGACUGAGGAGCCCUUGACCCACCCCCACACGGCCCCCCCGGACGGAGGGUCGGGCCGGGCCCGGCCCGGCCGUGUAACCCCAGGACCCGGCGGGGGCGGGCGGACGAGACCCCCGGGGCGGGGGCGGGCGCCGACGCCUGACAUGGCGGCGCCCGCCCACCCGCCCGCGGGGUGA
Messenger RNA from Harpia harpyja (harpy eagle), 2637 nucleotides. Its product is annotated as collagen alpha-1(I) chain-like. Lineage: Eukaryota; Metazoa; Chordata; Aves; Accipitriformes; Accipitridae. The record is from RefSeq and is a predicted model, not a curated record. The transcript has 8 exons. The coding region runs from base 1 to 2637 and encodes 878 amino acids.